Messenger RNA from Trichoplax adhaerens, 345 nucleotides. RefSeq lists its product as uncharacterized. The record is from RefSeq and is a predicted model, not a curated record. Lineage: Eukaryota; Metazoa; Placozoa; Uniplacotomia; Trichoplacea; Trichoplacidae. The transcript is spliced from 2 exons. Bases 1 to 345 code for a protein of 114 amino acids.
AUGGCAGAAAGAAAGGAAAGCCAAGGAGGACUACCAUUAAGCAAACGUAUCAAAAAGCAUAAUCCGAUCAAAUUACAAACUUUUGGAGAGCUAACAAAGGGAUUGUUAAAUUUUCAAGAAUUGACAGCAACAACUACUCCUGUUAGUACUGCAAGAACUGCUGUUAGUGAAGCAGAUAGUGGCCCUAUUGAGGAUGUCAAGCCAUCCCCAGCCAGUAUAAAAUUAAGAGAACAAGAAAGGAAUAUUUCCAAUAAAUUGACACAAAUUAAGAGAAGACUAAGCCUACAGAAAAGCCUUGAAACCGCUCAGAGACUAAUAGCGAAUAUCUAUCAGCAACCCAAUUAG